Messenger RNA from Clavispora lusitaniae ATCC 42720, 1422 nucleotides. RefSeq names its product beclin 1. Gene Ontology annotation, biological process: cellular response to nitrogen starvation; autophagosome assembly; late endosome to vacuole transport. Gene Ontology annotation, cellular component: phagophore assembly site; phosphatidylinositol 3-kinase complex, class III, type II; phosphatidylinositol 3-kinase complex, class III, type I. NCBI's taxonomy places the organism in Eukaryota, Fungi, Ascomycota, Pichiomycetes, Serinales, Metschnikowiaceae. The record is from RefSeq and is a predicted model, not a curated record.
AUGCUGUUCCACUGUCAACAAUGCAAUGCCCCAAUUGCAUUGGACAGCUCACUCGAAAGCUUGACUAAAGGGCAGAUGGAUAUUUUGUUAAGAAAGAGCGAGAAAAUGAACGAAAUUCCCAAACCAAAGCCAACAUCAUAUAUUCCUGAGGAUCGCCUAAACCUAGCUAUUAAAGCUCUCUCUUUGGGUAAUAAUGAUCCACAUAUAUCCUUGGAUUUCACUGAUUCUGAAGAUAGUACAAGUGAGUCGAAACAAACUUAUGUUUACGUCUCAGAUGGCGAAACGGAGACUGACAUUGCUAGGAAAGAUCUGAAUGCUGGUCAUAUCAGUGAUCCUCAGGAAGAAUCCGAACUUUAUGGCGAUGGUCAGCUUCCAGAAUUCUCCAAAGUAAAAUCUUUGAGUAGAGUUUUUUCUGUGUUGUCGUCAAAUCAAGAUGUUAACUUUCCCAUGUGUUUGGAUUGUGCUCAACUUUUGAGUGAAAAUUACAAACUAAAGUUUGAUCAGAGCCAACGAGAGAAAGAAUACUAUAUGACUUUCUUGAAAAAAAUGAAGGAAAGAGAAUUCUCCAUGGAUAUGACUGGAGACGCAAUGAACACUGUGAUGAAUGAUUCAAUUAACGAACUACGGCAACUUGAACAACUACAGGAUUCGAAAUUGAAAGAGUUAGAAACUCUUGAGUCCACUUACAGCGAUUUAAAUACCCAACUCAAUAGUCUAUCUCAAGAACUAGAUAAUCUUAACGUGGGCAAAUUGGAAGAAGUGGCCAAAUUGAGGAAUUCACUUAACCUAGAGUUGUCGGUCAAGCAGAACAAGUUUGACAAAGCGAAAGCGUUAUAUCAGAAGCAGUUAGAUUACCUUGAUGAGUUGCGCUCGCUCAAUAUCUAUACCAAACUCUUUUCUAUUCUGUUUGAGGAUAAAUGGGGCCGCAUCAACGGGUUUCGCAUUGGCUACAAAGUUCCUUGGCCGGAAAUAAACGUUGCUCUCGGACAAAUUGUCCAGCUUAUUACUUUCCUACAAAAACAAUUAUCUGUGAAUCUCCACUCUUAUGAAUUGAUACCUUUGGGGUCCAAAUCGUACAUACUCAAAGAUGUUGUUGGCUCCAAUGAUAGCACAGGAAACCUGCCUUCGAAAAAUCAUUCUGUACUUCCACUAUUUUCGUCUAAUGAGUUUACUUUGGGAAAACUCUUCAACUUCAAUAAGUUAGAUGUUUCGAUGAUGGCAUUGUUGGAUAUCGUAUCGCAGCUCGAACUUCGAUUAAUGAACUUGGACAAUGAACUCGAACUACCAUACAAAAUUUCUGCGAAACAUGAUUCAGUUGGGGGAAAGAGUAUUCGUGUUACAUCCAAUGGACAAUGGACGGAAGCUUGUCGGUACUUGCUUAUUGACUUAAAUUGGAUUCUUGCGUAUGUCAGUGCACAAUGA